UGACGGAGGAAAAGAAAAAAAAGGAGAGGAAUGCAACAACUCACGAGCAGAGGUGAGGAUUAACAGAAGGAGAAAAGACUACAGAGAGGGAGAGAGACAAACAAACACGCUGCAUCUGUUUACCGACCCCGGCGCUGAAAUAUUCUCCUCUCUGCCACAGCAUCUCUGGUACAGCUGAAUGGCGUUGCCUGCUUCCUUUCUGUCCGAAGACCAGUUCACCUGCUCGAUCUGCCUGGAUGUGUUCAACAACCCGGUCUCUACACCAUGUGGCCACAGCUUCUGCCAGGCCUGCAUCUCCUCCUACUGGGACGGAGGGAGAAGAGGAGGUGGAGGAGGUGGUUCCAAGAUCUACCAGUGUCCUCUCUGCAAGGAGUCCUUCCGUAAGCGACCAGAGCUCCAAAUCAACCGAACCCUGAAGGAAAUCACUGAACAGUUCAAAUGGUUGGCCAGCGCUGGGAUUUCAAUGGAUGGAACAGACGGAGGAGGAGACGAGGGUCUAAACUUGCAUACUCAGCAUCAGCAACAACCAGCCCCGUCUCAGCCUCAGAGACCGGGGGAGAUGCCAGACAGGAUCUUUGCUGAGAUGAUGACUCGUUUUCAGCAACUCCCAUCGCCCGGGGUGCCUGAAGACAGCAUCUCCAAUCCCAACAUCCCCCAAAACCCUGGGCCUGUCAAAACUUGCCCGUCCCUCCAAGCUCAGAAUUCAGUGCAUCAUGACCUGCCUCCACCUUACUCACCUCCACGCAGGUACACUGUGAGUGGUUCCACUGAAUUUUCCUCCAACGUGCCUCUGUGCCCCAUCCACCUGAAAGGCCUGGAGUUCUUCUGUCGUACUGAUAACACCUGCGUCUGCAGCGUCUGUAUGGAGACACAAGAGCACCGAGGACACAACGUAACCCCAGCCAAGAGAGAGUGGCAAAUCAAGAAGUCCCAGUUAGGUAUUUCAGAGGUGGAGCUGAAGGAUAUCAUCUGUGAGAAGGAGAGGAACAUGGAGGAAAUACAGAAAUCUUUACGAGAGAUACAGGCUGCUGCUGAAAGAGAGACGGGCGGAGUGGUUUCUGUGUUUACCAAGAUGAUCUCCAGUGUGGAGCGCUGCCAAGCUGAAGUCUUGGAGGUGAUAGAGAUGAGUUGGCGAGCGGUUGAGCGCAGAGCUCAGAGUCUGCUGAGCGAGCUGGAGGAUGAGAUAUCCGAACUGAAGAGGAGGAGCACAGCUCUGAACCAGCUUGUUCUGUCUGAAGACUACGUACACUUCCUCAAGACUUUUCCUACUGUGUCCAACCCCCCACCCUCCAAGGACUGGUCGGGGGUCUCGGUGGUGUCUGAGCUGACGUCAGGAGUGAUUCUCAGGACCGUCACUCAAACCGUGGAGAGCCUUCAUGAGGAGCUGAGGAAACUGCCAGAAGUCUGCAAGCCAUCCCUGUUGGACCAACCUGUAGCCAGGCCCAACCCAAAGAUAAAGAGGGUUCAAGAAUACUCAGAUGACAUCACUUUAGAUCCCAACACAUCCCACCCGCGUCUCAUCAUCUCAGUCGACGGGAAGCAGGUUCAAUGUGGCGAGCGCCAUCAGUCAUUACCGGACAACCCAGAGCGCUUUGACCGGGUGGUGUGUGUGCUGGCCCGCCAGGGCUUCAACUCAGGACGUCAUUACUGGGAGGUGGAGGUGGGAGGAAAGACCGACUGGGACCUCGGAGUGGCAAGCUGGUCUGUCCACAGAAAGGGCAAAAUCACUGUCAGCCCCGCCCAUGGAUACUGGUUCCUCAGCCUGCGGGAUCGAACCGAAUAUGCUUUCCGAACAGAACCCUCGACCAACCUGACAGUCAACGUCAGACCAUCCCGGAUCGGCAUCUAUGUGGACUAUGACAAAGGGCUGGUGUCCUUCUACAACGUGGAUGCCAAAGUGCUCAUCUACACCUUCAAAGAUACAUUUUCUGACACCCUCCAUCCCUUCUUCAGCCCCUGUACGAAUAAAUCAGGAAGGAACGAGGCUCCGCUUAUCAUCUGCCCUGUCUCAAAAUAAAAUUAACUAAAAACGUAUGGAAAUCUUACAAAAGAUACAUUUUUCACAUUUUCUUAGAAGAGACUGAGCUCCUCAAACAAAGCUAGAACAUAUUUAAUUGCAGGACAUUAGCUUACAGGUUGUUUUAGGCUGUGGUGUCACUGACACGCUCAAAACUUCAGACUGAAAUCAGCACUAUCCAAUAUUUCUGUUCAAAUAUUCAGAAUCCUCACGUCCAAAUAUUGGAAAUUAGGAGUAUUGAGACACAGCUUUAUGCAUGUUUUAGAGCACAGAGACUCUCAGCUCUUGCUAAAAUCCAACAAAAAAAUGACAAAGCCUAAAUUACAAAAUCUGUGAAACUCUGCAUGGCAGAAGCUUGGCAUUAUGUUGAUUGCCAACUUAGAUCUUCUGGAAAGUUUCACAAAUAUUAGUUUAUAUGAUGCAAAAUUGUUUUAGUUGCAGUACCACAGUUGACCACUGGGGCAUUGACUUGUCUUUUGUAUUGAUCUCUUUUAAUAUACCAUAAACCAACCAGCUUCCAAAGCAGUUGGACUGUUGUGUAAAUUGUAAAUACAACACUGGAACUCUAUAUUUGAUUCAACAUAGCACAAACAUGACAUAUCAAAAGUUGAAACGGAGAAAUGCUUUGGAAACUGGUUGGUUUAUGGAUCCAUUAAAAGAGAAGAUUACAUUAAUACGAGUCAACACUGCUGUAAAUAUGCACCAGUGGUCAACUGUGGUACUGCAACUAAAACUAUUCUACAAUCGUAUAUCAUUUCCCACAUAGACUGCUACAAUAAAGUGAGACAUUUGUAAAGAUUAAAAUAAAAUAUAAAGGCUAUUAACAGGACAGGAACAUUGAUUUCCAAAAUGUCCCGACCUUUUCAGAUUCAGGGUUGUUUUCCUGCUUAUGAAAAAGCUGUUUACCCAAAAGUGAACAAAGACGCUGCUCAUAAAAGACACCAAAAAUGUUUUCCCUCUUUCCCAUUAGUUGCUGGAAGACAAGUUUCUGCUGCAGUGUAUAACAUGGCUGUUUUUCAAUACAGUAAAUGUACACAUGAAACUACAUUCAUGUCAUAUCAGUAUGAAAUCUCGUUUUUAAGAUUUAGAUGUGUUACUGAGUAUAUCCCAAAUUUAACAAAAAAGAAAACUCUGGAUACAAGAAAACAAGAAAACAGACCUAUACAAAUCAAAUCAAAUACUGGACUGUGUGUUGUUAAUAUGCUAACAUGUUAAGUUUACUCAGAUGGUAGGAGUAAUGUAUAAAAUGUGAUUUUUUAAUAAAUGUUAAAUGUAUAACUAUAAUUUUAUGAACAGGUCCCAGAGAAAUGAAUGAACAAAAAUCAGCAGUUUUUAGAACACAUUUUUCUUCUUAUGUCUUCAGAUGUUUGAUUUGAAAGAAAAACCAUAAAAUAUUUGAAUGACGUCCAAUAAUAUCAGACAGUAGAGUUGAUGAAUAAAUAAGUGUGUAAUUCAAUCUGAUACAAGGUGAAGGGUUUGAGCAUGGCGGACAGUAUGCAGUGGCGCUGCCAGGAUUAAAUUUCAUAGUGAGCACAAGAACCAUUCGAAGGAGUGUAGGACAACUUUUUCUUCUUGGUUCCCACGCACACAUAUGAUCCCAGUAACUGAGCGAGCAAGAGAGAUAGAGAGAGAGCGAGAGAGAGAAAGAGAUUUAUAUACCUGCAAUAGCCAAUGAGAGCGAGCAGACCGGGAAGCGUCACCAACCGGAUGUCGCAAACUUUGCUUACCGUUAUUAGUUAUGUUACACCAAUCAUGUGCCUCCAAAUGUAUUUACAUCAUGAAGAAACAAAAAUAAUUAAACACAGGUUUAGUUUUCAUAGAAAAUAAUUAUAGUGGUAAUAAAAUGUACGCUGGAUGUGUCCAGGGUUAUGGCUGGCAGCGCCGCUGAUAGUAUAGUUUACAUGUUUACAGAAAAGAUGACAAUAAUUAAACAAAUAGUACAAUAGUUUUUAACGUGUCCUGUUAAAUCUUUUGUUCUGAUAUGCUACAUGAAUAAAAAUGGACUGAUUGAUUGA
Labrus mixtus (cuckoo wrasse) is the source of this 4032-nucleotide messenger RNA. RefSeq names its product E3 ubiquitin-protein ligase TRIM39-like. Bases 179 to 2017 code for a protein of 612 amino acids. Gene Ontology annotation, molecular function: zinc ion binding; protein binding. NCBI's taxonomy places the organism in Eukaryota, Metazoa, Chordata, Actinopteri, Labriformes, Labridae. The transcript is spliced from 11 exons. The record is from RefSeq and is a predicted model, not a curated record.